AUGUUGGACUAUAAAGUAUUACUAGUAUUAUUUAUAUACGUGAAAAUGUCCAGUAGUUACUUGGCUUACUUAAACAUCAACGAUGCCAUCGACGAAUUAUACGGCAACAUCAUCGAUGGCAAGUACUCGCAAGCCGUCAAACUGACGCGAAACAUCUCGGACACGAACAAUCAUGGCGUGUUUCAUCACGGAAUGAUCGCACAUGUUGUCGAGAAACUGGCGCAAGAAAUGAACCCGAACAUCUUGAGUUACGGCUACAAGCUCUGGUCGAGUGGCGAGAAAGAGAUAGUCAAGAAAUACUUGCCCAAUUCCUUUCCACUCAUAUUCGAUGAAAACGAUGUGAUUUUGAUGGACCGACAAUAUAAUCUGGCCUUGAAACUGGAUGUUAACAUUGACUCUGCUGGGGACAGAAAGGUUUGGGGGGAUUCCCGCGACAAAACAAGUCGCAGAGUAAUCUGGAAAGUGCUCCCUAUUUGGGAGAAUAGUAAGGUUCAUUUCAAAUUGAAGAAUUUGGAUUGCAAUCAGUUUUUGAAAAUGGGAUUGUAUCCCGACGGCAUAAAAGAUAGACCAGUAUAUGGUGACAACAAGCACGACGAGAUGAGGCACACUUGGUAUUUAGAUCCGGUUUUCUUAAACGGCAAGUACUCCUUCUUCAUAAGGAACAGGCAGUUCGGGCAAAAGCUAAAGCUUGCUGUAAAAGAAGAUUCGUACAAGGAUCGACGGCUGUGGGGACAUUACGGUGACAUUAAUGACAACGACCUCCCUCGCUUCUUAUGGGAUAUUGUAAAACAUGAAUAACAAAUAAAAACAAUAAAAUUGCAUCAAAACAGUUUUGCCACCAUGCCGAAAUGUGUAUUACAUUUGACUAGAAAUUGUUAAAUAAAACUAGUUUUAACGGGUUAAUGCACGAACUUUAUUUAUUUA
Messenger RNA from Chilo suppressalis (striped riceborer), 924 nucleotides. NCBI's taxonomy places the organism in Eukaryota, Metazoa, Arthropoda, Insecta, Lepidoptera, Crambidae. The record is from the annotation of a GenBank genome assembly.